AUGAAUACAGAAAGUGGCGUUGAAGAAGAGCCUUCGCCUGAGCUGUGCGAUAUUGAAAACAAAUACUCUCAUUUUACUCCCCACCCCGAAGCCGAUGAGAGUUCAGACCAAAUGGAAGACCGCGUACAUCGGGAUAUUGAGCUUUUCUCAAGCAAUAUUACCUCGGCCGCUGCUAUCAAGACUCUGCCGCCUCUCGGCCCGGAUGGGCUACAUCACUUCUUGCCAGAAGAGCUCGAGGAGUUGAUGCAGGGAGAAGACAGCAAGAGCUCCGACCACGCGGUCCCUGGCCUAGACACGGCCAGAAAGUUUAUUGCGGCGAUCUUUGCGACGCCGACUUUUCUGAAAAACACCAUAGAACUGUGCUGCUGGUGA
Messenger RNA from Penicillium malachiteum, 372 nucleotides. RefSeq lists its product as uncharacterized. The transcript is spliced from 3 exons. The record is from RefSeq and is a predicted model, not a curated record. Bases 1 to 372 code for a protein of 123 amino acids. Lineage: Eukaryota; Fungi; Ascomycota; Eurotiomycetes; Eurotiales; Aspergillaceae.